ACGCCGGAGGAGGGAGGGUCCACCGAUCAGAGACGGACAGGAGCCCAAGUCUCUCUUCUCUCUCUCUCUCUCCCCCCUUGCCGCUUCGAUCCAUACCGAGCAAGCCCCAAACCCUACCGCAUCGAUGGCCGACGGCGGGGGCAGCGGCCGCGAGCCAGGGUCCGGCGCUGGCACGGCACCGGUGUGCAGCUUCGUGCGGAAACCGCCCAAGAACAUCCGGAAGCGGCCCGCCGCGCCCGCCGGCUCCGACGACGACGACGGCGGCGGCGGCGGCGCCCUCGCUGCCUUGCGGUCGAAGAAGGGCCCGUCCUCCGCGGGAAAGCUCGUCUUCUCCUCCGCCGACGCCUCCUCCGAGCCGCGGCGGUUCCAGUACGAGUCGUCCCGGACGAUCCAGUCCACGGACAGCCGCGCCACCGCCACGCUCGAGACGGAGACGGAGUUCGACCGCGACGCGCGCGCCAUCCGCGAGCGCCAGCUCAAGCAGGCCGAGGAAGCCCUCAAGAAGAACCCAUCAGGGGCCGCCUCCGCCUCUGCCUCCGGCGCCGGCGAGGUGUACAAGGGGAUCCACGGAUACACCGACCACAAGGCCGGGUUCCGCCGGGAGCACACGGUGUCAAGCGAGAAGGCCGGCGGCUCGCACGGCCCGCUCCGGGCGUCCGCGCACAUCCGCCUCUCCGCGCGGUUCGACUACCAGCCUGACAUCUGCAAGGACUACAAGGAGACGGGCUACUGUGGUUACGGUGAUUCCUGCAAGUUCAUGCACGACAGAGGGGAUUACAAGUCUGGGUGGCAGAUGGAGAAGGAGUGGGAGGAGGCUGAGAAGGCCCGCAAGCGGCGCAUUGCGAUGGGUGGGGGUGGGAGUGACGAUGAGGCAGCAGAGGAUGAGGAUGAUGAUGACGAGGAGGCCCUGCCCUUCGCCUGCUUCAUUUGCAGGCAGCCUUUUGUUGAUCCGGUCGUCACGAAAUGCAAGCACUACUUCUGUGAGCAUUGCGCGCUGAAGCACCACUCGAAGAACAAGAAGUGCUUCGUGUGCAACAAAGCGACGCUGGGCAUCUUCAACGCCGCGCAGGAGAUCCGCAAGAAGAUGGCGCAGGACAAGAAGCAGCAGCAGGAGCAGUAACUCUAGGCACACAGAAUGCAAGCUUAGCUGUUGUACGUUGAUGUAUUAACUUUGUUCCGAUAUUAUUUUUCCAUCAGAAAAAAAAGAGAGAAGAAAAGGAAAAUCAGAACCCUGCUUUGAACUUGUAUAUACACUAUCAUCCUUCACCACAUUCAGGCUCUAGCACAGCUAGUCCUCCAGCAUUGCUGCGUCA
Messenger RNA from Setaria italica (foxtail millet), 1313 nucleotides. Its product is annotated as zinc finger CCCH domain-containing protein 15. The record is from RefSeq and is a predicted model, not a curated record. Gene Ontology annotation, cellular component: U2-type spliceosomal complex. The coding region runs from base 125 to 1120 and encodes 331 amino acids. Gene Ontology annotation, molecular function: metal ion binding. The transcript is spliced from 2 exons. Gene Ontology annotation, biological process: snoRNA splicing. NCBI's taxonomy places the organism in Eukaryota, Viridiplantae, Streptophyta, Magnoliopsida, Poales, Poaceae.